This is a messenger RNA of Drosophila ficusphila, 2215 nucleotides long. RefSeq names its product branchpoint-bridging protein (gene qkr54B). Gene Ontology annotation, molecular function: mRNA binding. Lineage: Eukaryota; Metazoa; Arthropoda; Insecta; Diptera; Drosophilidae. Gene Ontology annotation, biological process: regulation of alternative mRNA splicing, via spliceosome. Gene Ontology annotation, cellular component: nucleus. The record is from RefSeq and is a predicted model, not a curated record. The transcript has 9 exons.
AUAGUAUUGUUUUUUUCGCGAAUUCAAUUGCAGUUUUUUUCGCAACCUUUUAAAUUAAAAGCAAUAAUCGAAAGGGCCAAUUAAUAGUGACCGCAGCUCCGGGAAAACGGGCAACAAAAUCAUGACCGAAAAGUACGACGGCAAUGGUGAUUUUUCCGCCUUCAACGACGAUGACAAUGAGUUUGGUGGUAAGCCUCGGAAGUCUGGUGGUUCUAUUGGAGGCCCCGGUGGCACCCACAAUGGCGAAAGUUCCGCCCACGAUCACGGUCAUCAUGGAGGAGAUCCCGGUGGCAGUGUUCAGAUAAACGAAAAAGCCAAUGAGUACAUACGCGAUUGCAUGGCCGAACGGAAUCGCAUGGACAGGAAGUUUCCCAUUGCCGAAAAACUUUUGGAGGGCGAAAUAGAAAAAGUUCAGACCACAGGACGAAUCCCUUCCCGAGAGCAAAAAUAUGCAGAUAUCUACCGAGAAAAACCACUGCGAAUCUCACAACGCGUUCUAGUUCCAAUAAGAGAACAUCCUAAGUUCAACUUCGUCGGCAAACUGCUGGGACCCAAGGGAAACUCCCUUCGCCGUCUGCAGGAGGAGACGCUCUGCAAGAUGACCGUCCUCGGGCGCAACUCGAUGCGCGAUCGCGUCAAAGAGGAGGAACUGCGCAGCUCGAAGGAUCCCAAAUAUGCUCACCUUAACAGCGACCUGCACGUGGAAAUAUCCACCAUAGCGCCGCCCGCCGAAGCCUAUGCCAGGAUUGCUUAUGCCAUGGCCGAGCUGAGAAAGUACCUCAUUCCAGACAGCAACGACAUCAUCCGGCAGGAGCAGCUGCGCGAGUUGAUGGACAGCACUAGCUUGAAUGACAACGACAAUGCCAAGAGUGGCUAUAAGAAGGCGUCCCAUAUGCAGGGCGCUAACAAUGUCAUGGGUGGCGGCUCUAUUAAUCCGAUCGGAGGGGUCAAGAACACUCCUCAUCACAGUUAUAGGGGAUCGCAGCAGUCCUCGUUCAGCAAAAAUGUUCUUGCCCCUAAGCAAAAAGUGAUGUCCAUUUUGGAAAAGGCCAGGACUGCCAUGGAUGAAACGUACGGUCGCGGGUAUGACGACGGCAUUGGAUAUGAUCCUCACCAGCCGUAUGAUAGCUACUCCUACGGCAAUCAUGGCCAUGGACCUCCGGCUAACAUCCUGGGCGGAGUGGGCGGUAUUAGCGGUGGCGGAGGGCGUAGCGGACAUUACGAAAGCUCGGACUACGAGCCGGAUUAUGGAAGACGGGAGUACUACCAGCAUUCACCUGGAUACUCAGCUGGAGGCGGCGGAGGCGGAGGCCUGGGCACCGGCAGCGGAUCGCAGUCGAAUGCUAUCGGCGGCUCUGGGCUCAGUUCAAAUCACAAUCGCAGCCAUGUUAACAGGUGAAAUUUGCUGGAUCCCAGCAGUGCCAGCGGAGGUCGAGCCACCAACCCAGCGGCAACCACACAAAAUCUGACCAUGAAAUCCCAACCCAAUAGCAGCAACAGUUUUUUGCCCAAUCACGGAGCAAGUGAGUGCCACAACGGCAAGAACAUAAACACCAACUACUACUACAAUUCCAACGGCAGUUCCAAGCUAAAUCAGCAACAACUUCAGCAGUCGCAACCAAAUCUCCCACCGCAGAUAUCAGCCCACAACAGCAAUAACAACCGCAACAGCAGUACCAAUAACACCAGUAUGAACAAUAAUUGCAAUAGCAACUUUCACCCAAUCGGUGACAAAAACUCCAACGACGUUUCAUUUUUAUCCUCCUAUCGACAUGGCCCAAUGGAUGGUCAAAAGAGUGCCAACAGCAACAAUAUCAACAAUCACACAUUAGGCAGUAAAAACCACAACAACACCACCACCACCACAACAACCGCUUCAGUGCCCAAUAUGCUAUUAGUAAGACCUGCUAAUCCUUCGCUACAUAUUGGCACAUUUCCGUUUUUGCCUGUGCAGUUUUUCUGAAUCCAACAGAUAUAACAACUUCAACCAGAACAAGCUAAUCGAAAACAACCACAUCAACAUCACAGAAACUUUGUACACUCGAGUUCAUAAGAUUAGAGGAAGGAGUAGGAGGAGUAUUUACAAGAAGGACAAAAUGAACUUUACUAUAUAUACCACAUACAAAACAUAUACAUAACAAAUAUAUUUAUACAUAUAUUUUUGCGUGCAAGGAUUGACGUUUAAUGAAGUCGAGGCUGGAUCAACAAAACGAAA